AUGCCUGAGGAAAGAAAAGAUGAAACAAGCGCCAGUAAUGCCGGCGAAGAAGAAGGAGAAGAGGAGAUUCCAACGGAUAUAAUGCCACUCUUCUUCACGAGCAAAACCCAAGAGAUAUUUGGGUGCAAGGGAGACGAAGAUGUCACCGAGGAAAAUCCCUACAAGUUGAUCCCUAAAGAAGCGGUAUUUCAGGAUUUUAAAGACCGAGCAGCUGUCUCAGAUUUCCAUCCAGCGAAACAAAUCGUCUUGGUAGGUUUGCAGUUUCUUGGAGCACAUAAGCUUAAGCUCAAGUUAACUACUUUUUGCAUGUCACUGGCUAUAAGUUUUAAUUUAUGUAGGAUUACCCAGGCGACGAACUUCUUGUGGUGUAUGAUCCUGUGUUCAAGUAUGGUCAGAAUUUUUACCUGGUUCUUACGGAGGAAGCUAAGGAAAGAAUCCUAAAUGUAAGUGACCAAUACAAUUUAAACACUGGUUUACACGUAUGUUCUUCCUUUGUUGCAGACCCAAAGACUUACGACAGAUGCAGUUCAUGCUGUUCAGUUGUUGCUUUCAUUUACUGCGAGCGACAAGAGGAGCCCGCAAUUGUAAUCUCCAGGCCCUGGUUGUUCAAAUGUUGAAUAGUGCUAUCCACCAGUGGAUAGUGCAAUUGGUUUCCCUAAUAUUUAUCUGCUGGAUAGUGAUUCAUCCAGUGGGUAGCACUAUCCAAUGUUUGAACAACCAGGGCCAGCAUGUAUGUAGCCAGCAUUCGUUCGGACUUCCACUAAGAAUGUAUGGAAUGCACAGAACGCAAUUUGAUCAUGUAUGCUUAGACCAUCCUCGGGGACCCAGGGGCAGUCAGUCGUGCCGGGUUAAAAGGCACGACAAAAGUUUUCAAGCAUGGGCGGAAGAGCCCCUGGGUACUGACUCUCACCAGACCAUUUCAAAAUGGUCAAGAGAAUGCUGGUUCCUGAUUGGGCACAAAAAAUGCUUUGUAUUAUUGUGCCCAAUUGGCAAACAGUUUCUCCUGAGUUCUUCUUGUGACUUCGUACACGACGGCUAAUAUAUCUCCCCACAGUUGCCCGGUUCGUUCACCAAGCUUUCCUAACCAGCAAGGAAGGAACUACCAAUGAGUCGACAAACGUUUCAGAUGCUAUCAGUAGGAGCAAUUCAAUUUGCACUGAGAAAAUUCUGUUUCUGACGGAUCACAAUGUAUCGUAAAAAUAAUAGGAAGUUUAAGAUAAAACGCCGACGAGAAAGUAAAAAAAGCAAUAGCCUUACAAGGCAAAACAACAACUUUGCAUGUGCAUCACACUUUUUUGUGUACUUCUUUGCUGUCACUGCACGACCACGUGAAAAUGGCUAAUUUCAUGUUUUGCGAAGGACGUAAACAAGCAGUGACAAAAUUUUCUUUCUCUUUAUGAACUUGGAUAUGGUUGAGAGAAAUUCAGCUCCAGAAGAGUUAGCUUGCAUUUGACAAAGUAAGUGAGUUGGAAUAAUCUCGAUAGAGGCUGAAAAAAUGUGAGUUCACUCUUCAUGAGACGGUUUUCGUGGUUGACAGCUGUCGUGGCAUAUUGAACUACCUAAUAUUUACGAAGGCGUGAGCUAUGCAAGCGUGAAUACCUGUUGUAAGCUCAAGCUUGUAGUUUUAGAAAAGCGUCUUUUAGUUUUCAUGUAGACAGUGGUUGUCUUUACGCUAGGCUGUUAAGAAUAACUAAAUAAGAGCUGCUAAGUUUUACUUAACCAAAAAUGCGUGUGUGAAGGCCUAAGCAAAAUCUCAAGUAACUUUACUUUGCAUCUCAUUAAAACCAACUUAGCGAACUUGCGGUUUCCAAGCUUUGAGAAAGGCAUUUGAAGCAUGUUAAUCAAUCUUAAUUACAUUGCGUGGGAAAACCUGAAGUAAAAAAGAUAGGUUGUGUGUGAAGCUUUCUUUUACGUGAAGAAUUUAAAAUUUAGUUGUCUUGAAAUAUUUCUUAGCUUAUUUAGGCUCUAGUGUAAAGACUACCAGUAUUUUGAAAUGCAGCAUUUAUAUCAACCUGAAAGAUAAUUCCAGACUGCAUGCAUUUCUUUGGUGUGUGAGCCAGGCAAGCCGUGAUCUAGUCAAUAGCCGUCGUGUACAAACUCACGAAAAGAACUCAGAAGAUGCUGUUUGCCGAUUGGGCACAAUAAUACAAAGCAUUUUUUGUGCCCAAUCAGGAGCCAGCAUUCCCUUAACCAUUUGGAAAUGGUCCGGUGAGAGUUGGUACCCAGUGGCUUUUCCACUUGUGCUUGAAAACGUUUGUCGCGCCUUUUCUCCCAGCCUGACUGACUGCCCCUGGGUCUCCGAGGAUGGUUUGGACCUUCUAUCACUCAAAAUCUUCGACCAUCUGUCACUGUCAGACCUUCUAUAGUUGCAGCCCACACUCGGUAACCUUUGGUUAUUACUAGUUUAAUUCGUAAUUACUUUGCAUUCUAAUACCUUUUAAAUAAUAUUAUUCUGAUAAAUUUGGGUUAAAAUGAUAUCAAUCUAGUUAAGUUGAAAUCACUUUAACUUAUAAACUUUGUUCAUUUUGAUGUGAAUAGCUGAAUAACUAGGGCUAUAGGAGUCAAAAGAAAAUCACACAAGACUGGAAUCAUUUUAGUCUGAAUGUCUUUUUUACUUACACACGGUUGUGCUCUGGGGGGCAAAUGGAAAAUCAGUCCCCCCCCCCGCUAGAAAUCAUAUACUGGGCACCUUGACAGACCUCUCAAGUCUCACGGAUUUGAGGGUAAUGUCAAGGUCUCACAAUGAGGCACAAUAAUCUCACGGUAAACAGAUUCACAAGCCGAUGGUCAAUACACUUUCCUUGAAUAUUUUCAUUUUUGCAUUGUAAAAUUGAUUUUCUAGCGCUAAUUCUGUAAAAAUCCACAGUUCUAAUGCAUAUUAAUUUGUCAUAUUUGAUCGACUGGUUGACAAGACAUGGACCUCACAACCAUAUGUACCAGUUUGUCGCAUCUAGAUGAGUUUUGUCCACAUGGUCAAAAUGGCGGAAAAUGGUGAAUAUUGAUAAACAGGAAAAAAAACUAUAUUUUGAUGAACACCUGGUUUUGGUUCUUUUUAGUUCCCAAAUCUCCAGUCACUGUUUUUUUUACCUUGAUCUCCAGAUUUUAGUCUUAUGGGGGUUUCACAGGUUCAGAGCACUGGUCUCCCUUCAAUACAAAGAACACUCAUAGAGCAUUUCUGUAACACUCCUGCUUUAGAAAUGGGGUACUUUUAGUCAUGUCUCCUUAACAACUUAGUACUAGCUAGAAUAGUGCUGUGCUCACAGAGGCCUGGUUUAAUAGCAGAGGUCACCAUACUUUGUGUUUUUUUAAUCCAAUCUCAUUAGCCUCCUCAAGAGGAGCUGCAAGCUGCUGAAGGAGAAGAGGCGGAAGAAGAAGAUUUUGUUUUAACGCUUAGAAAGUUUCCUAGGACUCCACAGCCUUGGAUAUCACUGGGAAGUGAAGUGGAAGUGGAAGAUGAAAAUGUGAUAGAAAACAGACCAAAGGUUAGAAGAUUAUUGACAAUGACAUUGUCAUUGCCAUGUGUACUUGUAGCCCUAUCUAUUUAAAAAAUGAUUUCAUUGUGCUGUCAGUGCUCUGUAGUCUUAUUAAUGUCUGUCUCUCAAGAACAUGGUGACUGCUUCAUAAGCUUUUUUUGUGUGAUCUCAUUGACUACAUGUAGGUGAAGUUUAGGAUAUCAAGGAAAAGGCGUGAGUUUGGAGCUCCUGUUUUCUUAAGUGACCGUAAUGUAUCUGAUGCUAAAGAUGGCUUUGUGGAAUGCCCUUCAUUUGAUGAUGACAGUUAUGGACUUCUGAAGAAAGAGUUGGACAAAGGCAUACAGGUUUGUGAGAGCCCAAUGCAUACAUGUACUGAAUGAUUAAAGUCAGUUAGACAAAAACCUCACAGAGGCAGGGUUGUCAAAAGUAGCUGGCUGCCAGCAAAAACCGCUGCCUACUUGGUUAGUUCUGGCCGGCUAACUCUGCUUGGCAUUCCUUUACGGAUGGCAUUUUUUAAAUAAAAUAUCCCUGGACUGGCCGCUUACUCUGACAACUCAGCCAUCUACUUCAAAACUUUCUGACAACCCUGAGAGGGUUAAAAUUAUUGGACGGUGUAAUGACUAGGUAAUGUACUGUCUGCUAUUUUGUGUGAUAAAAGACUGUUGUGAGGCACCUUAAAUUUGUUUUAUUUAACUGAACCUCCCCUUUAACUUUGCAGUGCUNCCUUCAUUUGAUGAUGACAGUUAUGGACUUCUGAAGAAAGAGUUGGACAAAGGCAUACAGGUUUGUGAGAGCCCAAUGCAUACAUGUACUGAAUGAUUAAAGUCAGUUAGACAAAAACCUCACAGAGGCAGGGUUGUCAAAAGUAGCUGGCUGCCAGCAAAAACCGCUGCCUACUUGGUUAGUUCUGGCCGGCUAACUCUGCUUGGCAUUCCUUUACGGAUGGCAUUUUUUAAAUAAAAUAUCCCUGGACUGGCCGCUUACUCUGACAACUCAGCCAUCUACUUCAAAACUUUCUGACAACCCUGAGAGGGUUAAAAUUAUUGGACGGUGUAAUGACUAGGUAAUGUACUGUCUGCUAUUUUGUGUGAUAAAAGACUGUUGUGAGGCACCUUAAAUUUGUUUUAUUUAACUGAACCUCCCCUUUAACUUUGCAGUGCUGUCAGUUAACACAGUUUGCCAGAUUUUAUAACCUGGAAUAACUUUUCUCAAUCCUUUCUCUUUGAUAUUUAAAGUCUUUGAAUUUUCAAACAACUUAUGCUCAUUCAGCUAAAACAAUGCUCAUUCAGCUAAAACAGGGCAAUGAUUUUGUUACAAAAAGUUAUCAUGGGUUAGUCUUGGGAUUCAUCUUGUGAAAAAUCAGGAGUCCCAGUCUGCAACCAGUGAGUCCCAGUUAAAAAAACGAGUUUGAAAUUGAAAAUGCUUGGGCCUUUAAUAUGUAACCAGACAGUUAAUCUGAAGACAGACUCUAAAACUCUGUAUUACAGUUUACUGAGAUUAAAAUAAUUAUAGUCCUUGACUAUUUUAAAUCUCAACAAAAGUCUAAAAGAAAUAAUUAUACGUCGUUAAACAACAGCCAUAAAUAACUGCCAUAGAAAUAAUUAUUACACAAACAGGAUUUUUCUACAAACACACAUGUUCAGAUUGAUACAUGUAGAUUGAUCUUUGCAUCCUUAAGGACGCAUUUCAUGAAUUAUUUUGCAUUUUGGGGGAUUUUUUAUGCAUUAGGGACUGUCACAGGACGCAGAGGUAACAGAAUCACUGACAGGGUGUAGCAAAGCCAAAAAGGGGUUUUCCAUGACAUGUGAUAGGUCCCAAAUUAUCAGUGUGCUAUGUGACCGGGCCCAAAUUAGCCGCUUGAGGUGCGAUUGGACCUAGCUGGGUGGUUGGUGAUUUACCAUAUUGACAACACCUGAUGCAUCAUUUUCCUUUUAGCUUUCUGGAUUUUUGAAUAUGAUUUGUAAAUCUAACCACAGACAUCAAAAACUACAGAUUAUUCAUGACAUCAUUUUCUGGUCCUUUUAUUGUUCCUCAACCUCUGAUCUCCUGUCAAAAUUGUAUUAUGACCCAGGGAAGGUACUUGACCAAUAUUUGGGUACAGGUGAGCCGUUGAGCCCGUACGAAACUUGCAGCGCUGUACAGCGCCACAAAAUCGCUGCAAAAUAGCUGUACAGCUAAAUUACAGCUGUUCAGCAGCCUUUUAGAAGCCAAACAGCAGCUUCAUUCAAGUUGCAGCGGGAUGCAAAUAGUGCAAUUGGUUUCCCUAAUAUUUAUCUGCUGGAUAGUGAUUCAUCCAGUGGGUAGCACUAUCCAAUGUUUGAACAACCAGGGCCAGCAUGUAUGUAGCCAGCAUUCGUUCGGACUUCCACUAAGAAUUCAUGGAAUGCGCAGGACACAAUUUGAUCAUGCAUGUUUAGACCAUCCUCGGGGACCCAGGGGCAGUCAGUCGUGCUGGGUUAAAAGGCGCGACAAAAGUUUUCAAGCAUGCGCGGAAGAGCCCCUGGGUACUGACUCUCACCGGACCAUUUCCAAACGGUCAAGAGAAUGCUGGUUCCUGAUUGGGCACAAAAAAUGCUUUGUAUUAUUGUGCCCAAUCAGCGAACAGUUUCUCCUGAGUUCUUUUUGUGAGUUCGUACACUUUAGCCUGAAUGUCUUUGUUACUUACACACGGUUGUGCUCUGGCGGUGCUUGGUUGCCUCUGGUAUCUUAACUAUGUUCCCAGGCAACUGGAAAAUCAGUCCCCCUCCCCCCUAGAAAUCAUAUACGGGGCACCUUGACAGACCUCUCAAGCCUCAUGGAUUUGAGGGUAAUCUUAAGGUCUCACGAUAAGGCACAAAAAUCUCACGGUAAACAGAUUCACAAGCCGAUGGAAUACACUUUCCUUGAAUAUUUUCAUUUUUGCCUUGUAAAAUUGAUUUUCUAGCACUAAUUCUGUGAAAAUCCACAGUUCUAAUGCAUAUUAAUUUGUCAUAUUUGAUCAACUGGUUGACAAGACAUGGACCUCACAACCAUAUGUACCAGUUUGUCGCAUCUAGAUGCGUUUCAUCCACAUGGUCAAAAUGGCGGAAAGUGGUGAAUAUUGAUAAACAGGAAAAAAAACUAUUUUUUGAUGAACACCUGGUUUUGGUUCUUUUUAUUUCCCAAAUCUCCAGUCACUGUUUUUUUGACCUUGAUCUCCAGAUUUUAGUCUUUUUGGGGUUGAGACGUCUGCCAUGGAUUUCACAGGUUCAGAGCACUGGUCUCCUUUCAAUUAUAAAGAACACACAUAGAGCAUUUCUGUAACACUCCUGCUUUAGAAAUGGGGUACUUUUAGUCAUGUCUCCUUAACAACUUAGUACUAGCUAGAAUAGUGCUGUGCUGAGGCCUGGUUUAAUAACAGAGGUCACCAUACUUUGUAUUUUUUUGAUCCAAUCUCAUUAGCCUCCUCAAGAGGAGCUCCAAGCUGGUGAAGGAGAAGAGGCUGAAGAAGAAGAUUUUGUUUUAACGCUUAGAAAGUUUCCUAGGACUCCACAGCCUUGGAUAUCACUGGGAAGUGAAGUGGAAGUGGAGGAUGAAAAUGUGAUAGAAAACAGACCAAAGGUUAGAAGAUUAUUGACAAUGACAUUGUCAUUGCUGUGUGUACUUGUAGCGCUAUCUAAAAAUGAUUUCAUUGUGCUGUCAGUGCUCUGUAGUCUUAUUAAUGUCUGUCUCUCAAGAACAUGCUGACUGCUUCAUAAGCUUUUUUUGUGUGAUCUCGUUGACUACAUGUAGGUGAAGUUUAGGAUUUCAAGGAAAAGGCGUGAGUUUGGAGCUCCUGUUUUCUUAAGUGACCGCAAUGUAUCUGAUGCUAAAGAUGGCUUUGUGGAAUGCCCUUCAUUUGAUGAUGACAGUUAUGGACUUCUGAAGAAAGAGUUGGACAAAGGCAUACAGGUUUGUGAGAGCCCAAAGCAUACAUGUACUGAAUGACUAAAGUCAGUCAGGUGAAAAGCUCACAGAGGCAAGGUUGUCAAAAGUAGCCGGCUGCCGGUGAAAAUCGCCACCUACUUGGUUAGUUUCGGCCAGCUAAGUACUCUGCUUGGCAUUUCUUUAUGGAUGGCCUAUUUUUAAAUAAAAUAUCCCUGGACUGGCCGCUUACUUUGACAACUCAGCCGUCUACUUUAAAACUUUCUGACAACACUGAGAGGGUUAAAAUUAUUGGAGAGUGUAAUAACUAGGAACUGUGCUGUCUGCUUUUUUGUGCGAUAAAAGACUGUCGUGAGGCACCUUUGUUGAUUUAACAGAACUACAUCUUUUAACUCUGCAGUGCUGUCAGUUAACACAGUUUGCCAGAUUUUAUAACCUUGAAUAACUUUUCUCAAUCCUUUCUCUUUGGUAUUCAAAGUCUUUGGAUUUUCAAACAGCUUUUGUGCAUUCUGCUAAAACAGGGCAGUGAUUUUGCUAGAAAAAGUUAUAGUUAGUCUUGGGACUCAUCUUGUGAAAAAUCAUGAGUCCCAGUCUGCAACCAGUGAGUCCCAGUUAAAAAAACCAACGAGUUUGAAAUUGAAAAUGCUUGGGCCUUUAUGUAUCCAGACUGUUAAUUUGAAGACAGACUCUAAAACUCUGUAUUACAGUUUACUGAAAUUAAAAUAUAGUACUUGACUAUAAUUUUUAAAGUUCAACAAAGUGUAAAAGAUAUAUGCAUCAUUAUAAAACAAUAGCCAUAAACAACUUCCACAGAAAUUACACAAACAGGAUUUUUCUACAAACGCACAUGUUCAGAUUGAUACAUGUAGAUCGAUCAUUGCAUCCUACUGGACGCAUUUCAUGAAUUAUUUUGCAUUUUUGCAUCACAGGACACAGAGGUAACAAAAUCACUGACAGGGUAUAGCAAAGCUAAAAAGGGUUUUCCAUGACAUGUGAUAGGUCCCAAAUUAUUAGCAUGAUAUGUGAUCGGGCCCAAAUUAGCCGCUUGAGGUGUGAUUAGACAUAGCUGGGUGGUUUGUGAUUUACCAUAUUGACAACACGUGGUGCAUCAUUUUCCUUUUAGUGUUCUGGAUUUUCGAAUAUCAUUUGUAAAUAGAACCACAGACAUCAAAAACUACAGAUAUUCAUGACAUCAUUUUCUGGUCCUUUUUAUUGUCCCUCAACCUCUGAUCUCCUGUCAAAAUUGUAUUAUGACCCGGGGGAGGUACUUCAAUCACAUCAAUCGUGCAGGCUGACAGACUCACACACAUUUAAUUAUAAACUCUGUUCAGGACAGAGAGGGCAAAAACCAUACCCCAUUCAGCAGCACAUCCUUGUUUUGUCAUAUAAGGGAGCGCGUCCCCCCUCCCUCCCCCCAGGAUUAUGAUCUCUAUUCUCAGAUCAGUGAAUACCAGUUAAUAAUGGUUAGUAAAUUUCAGAAAACCCACUUUUGAGCAGUUAAAGUCAUUAAAUUAACUGUUAAUGUGCGAUCCUAUCCAAUGGACACUGAGAACAAUUUAUUAGUCAGAGCUGAUUCAUUCAAUGGAUUGAGAUAUUUGCCACAUUUACUUACCAUUUCGCCGUUUCCGAGAUGCUCCUAGUCUUUGUUUUAUAGUGAGGCUAAGUGUGAAGCUAUUGAUAUGAAAAUUAUUUUUUAUUCUCAUGCAAAUAAGCUUUUUUUCACAAGAAAGGUUUUGUUACUUACAGCCUUUUGAAAGCGAGAAAUUUUAGAACUCAGAAGUAGCCUAUUGCACACUUAAUUUACAUCAUGCAUAAUGGCCAAUUUUUUUCCCGUGAUGCAUGAUGGCUCAAAAAAAUUAGGCAUGAUGCAUAAUAGGUACCCCCUCCUUUGCCACCCUACAAAAAGGGUGCAAUGUCCUUUUGUACAUGAUGUUUACUAGACAUUAAAUGACAAGUUUCAAUUAAAUAAACCUGGUUUAUGUGCACAUUUAGUGUGCAUACCACAGGAAAGGAGUCUGAAUUGCAUUUGGCUGUUGGUGUCUUUCUUUGCAGGCUGUUCCAGUGUUAACUGACAUUGGAAAUCAAACAGAAUGGUAA
Messenger RNA from Porites evermanni, 9452 nucleotides. The record is from the annotation of a GenBank genome assembly. NCBI's taxonomy places the organism in Eukaryota, Metazoa, Cnidaria, Anthozoa, Scleractinia, Poritidae.